AAGGCGGGAGAUGUCUUCCGGGUUAGUGUAGUUGGACAUGUGUGUUUAUUCUAUACACAAUUCUGUAAACGUCUGAAUAGUCAUAGUUGUUUUUCAACAGCGUUCAAACGUCAUAUAUCAGCAAAAAGCUGUUUUAAACACCAUGGAAGACACGACUGGCCCUUGUAAUAGCAUUAUCACAACAACUAAGAAGAGGGACGACUACCUGGAGUGGCCUGACUACUUCAUGGCUGUGGCCUUCUUGUCAGCACAGAGGAGCAAAGAUCCCAGCUCACAGGUAGGUGCUUGCAUUGUGAACCCAGAGAAUAAAAUUGUUGGUAUAGGCUACAAUGGAAUGCCCAAUGGUUGCGAUGAUAACCAGUUGCCAUGGGCUCGAUCGGCUGACAACCGUCUGGACACUAAAUAUCCUUAUGUGUGCCAUGCAGAGCUCAAUGCCAUAAUGAACAAGAACAGUGCAGACGUGAAGGGCUGCACCAUGUACGUUGCACUCUUUCCUUGCAACGAGUGUGCCAAGCUCAUCAUCCAAGCAGGAAUUAAGGAAGUGAUCUAUCUUUCUGAUAAGUACCACGACGCACCAGAGAUGACCGCUUCGAGGAUACUACUCAACAUGGCAGGAAUACAGCAGAAGCAAUUCAAGCCCAAGAGGACUUCGAUUGUCAUUGACUUUAACUCCAUUGACCCUCCUGCAGUUGAACAGCUCCACACAGUGACAAUGUCUGAUAACAGGAAAUCCUAAAUGUGAGGCAGGACAUAAAAGUAAAACACUUUUGGACUUUUUUUUUGUUUUGGGUUGCCGUACUGUUCCAACGCAAAUGUCUUAGAAGAAUGUAUCCUCUCCUGUUUUCACAAAGUCACUUAUAAUACUCAAUUGUAGGAACUUUUUAAUGUGGGUUUAUGGAAUUAACAUCAGUUUAAGAAGUCAGGUUCUGUACUGGGGACCAGACAUGUGUUUUCAAGUAUUUUCCUUAAGUAUAUGAAUAUUUAUCCAAGCCUUUACCUCUUUUACUUAGUUCAAAGUGUUCUUCAGUUCCUCUGACCUCUUGGAAGCUAACAUUAAUUCUUAGUGUUAUCAUUUAAAACUAAAGGCUGCUUAUUUCUGCUCCCUAGUCAUGAUCGGUUCUGUUCUGUGAAGACUAUUUGUCCUCCUAAGGGUGAGCGGGAAUGUGUCCCAGCUGACUUUGAGUGAGAAUUGGGGUAGACUCUGGAUGACCACCAUUCAAUCGCUUAGAAACAACCAUACAUAUUCACACCUGUAAACACUUAACAGUCUACAAUUAGACUGAGUUUUGUAGCAUGGGAAGAAUCUGGCGUACUUUGAGAGUUCCUGACUGCGGCUGACAGGCCAACUUUUACACAACUAACAGGCUAGAACUAUCAAAUUUAAUAUUUUUUUUCUCUGGAAUUUGGAUUCCACUGAAAAAACAUGACUUGUACUGCUGCUCGACCGCGGUUGCAAGCUGUUUAAGGUCAAGGUUCUAGAAUGACCUAUUGAUUUUCUUUUUAAAUAUACCUGAAAAUAUGCUCAUAUCAAUGCAUGCGUUUUUAGUUACAGUGCCUUAAAGUGUGUUUUUAAUUAAAUGUUGUAAUGGGUGUUAACCAUGGUGACAUCAUUCACAGAAAAAUGCCCAAAUCCACCAAAUAUGUUCCUUUCUAGCAUGCACUGUAUGUGUCGCAUGCAUCUCCCUGAAACAAAUAUUUUCUAGCAUUUUGUGGAGCCAUGGUGAUGUAAUUUCUGAAAAAUUGAACACAAGUUGGAAUUAUUGGUACAAAAAAAAUUAUAAUAAUGUGAAACCUUCAAGUGGAACCUACCUCCUUUUUCCAGACACUUUAUCUCACACACUUCCUUUCUGGAUUAAAAGUAUUUUCAUGUAAAAGUCCCACUCCUUUUUAUACUGCAGUUGCCCCUCGUUUAUCACUGUUCCGAACAUGACCGCGAUAAACGUUAUUUAUAAAAUAAACAUGUUCUUAGCAGCCUAGAGCAUAAAAGCACAGUUGAAUAUAUUUUUCAACAUUUAUGAGAGCCCUCUAGACCAGUGUUUUUCAACCUUUUUUGAGGCAAGGCUUAUUUUUUUGCGUUGAAAAAACCCGGAGGCACACCACCAGCAGAAAUCAUUAAAAAACUAAACUCAGUUGACAGUAAAAAGUCGUUGUCGCAAUUGUUGGAUAUGACUUUAAAGCAUAACCAACCAUGCAUCAAUAUAGCUCUUGUCUCAAAGUAGGUGUACUGUCACCACCUGUCACAUCACAACCUGACUUAUUUUGACUUUUUUGCUGUUUUCCUGUGUGUAGUGUUUUACUUCUUGUCUUGCGCUCCUAUUUUGGUGGCUUUUUCUCUUUUUUUGGUAUUUUCCUGGAGCAGUUUGAGCGAUAUUUCCCGCAUCUACUUUGUUUUAGCAAUCAAGAAUAUUUCGGUUGUUUUUAUCCUUCUUUGUGUGGACAUUGUUGAUUGUCAUGUCAUGUUCGGAUGUACUUCGUGGACGCCGUCUUUGCCUCACAGUAAGUCUUUGCUGUCGUCCGGCAUUCUGUUUUUUUGUUUACUUUGUAGCCAGUUCAGUUUUAGUUUCGUUCUGCAUGGCCUUCCCUAAGCUUCAAUGCUUUUUUUAAGGGCACUCACCUUUUGUUUAUUUUUGGUUUAAGCAUUAGAUACCUUUUAACCUGCACACUGCCUGCCGCUGUUUCCGACAUCUACAAAGCAAUUAGCUACCUGCUGCCACCUACUGAUAUGGAAGAGUAUUACACGGUUACUCUGCCGAGCUCUAGACAGCACCAAAACUCAACAACAACACAUCAUUUGCAGACUACAAUUACUGGUUUGCAAAAAAUAUUUUCAACCCAAAUAGGUGAAAUUAGAUAAUCUCCCACGGCACACCAGACUGUAUCUCACAGUGGUUGAAAAACACUGCUCUAGACAUGAAAGAACAUCCUUUAGUCGCCUUUACAAAUGCUGGCUGAGGCUGAGCCAAUCAAUGGCCACUAUACUGAACUGUAUGGUCUGAUUGGUUUGGUCUCAUCUCGUGGCCACUCCUACUGUAGUAUUGAUAUUUUUAUUUCACGUAGCCAUUUUUAGGCUUGGAAAUGCUUAAUUUAGUUGCAAAACGUUUGUAGAAUAUGCUUUAAAAAACUAAAUGUGUGGUGAUAUAAAAAUUAUAUAUACAUACCUAUAUAACAGCUACAAUCCCUUUUUUUUGUAUUUGCAUGGGUUUUUAUUGAAGGUUUGGAGGUUUAUUUUUGGUUUGUGUUUUCUUUUAAGGAAUUUGAGUUAUUUUGAAGGUGUGUGUGGCUGUGACAUCCAGUAGUUGUCAGUCUUCAGUCUGUCAGGUGCUUCUCUUUCUGACGAUUAGACAUUUGGAAAGUUGUUUUUCAGGGUUUAAACAUUGUUUGGCAUGUCUACUUGUCUGCCUUCAUGUCAUGUAGUUGUUGUUUUUUCGGAGUGAGGUACAGCUAGCAGGCAAGCAUGACUAUGUGAGCACCACAUUUUCAUUGUAUACGUGCUUUUUUUGUGUGUGAGACGUGUCCGGGCCAUAGGAGGAAUCCCAAAAGUUUUUUGUUCCACCACACUGGAGGAAUAAACUUUUUUUUUUAAAUCCAA
This is a messenger RNA of Nerophis lumbriciformis (worm pipefish), 3589 nucleotides long. RefSeq names its product dCMP deaminase (gene dctd). Gene Ontology annotation, cellular component: cytoplasm. Lineage: Eukaryota; Metazoa; Chordata; Actinopteri; Syngnathiformes; Syngnathidae. Gene Ontology annotation, molecular function: dCMP deaminase activity; zinc ion binding. The record is from RefSeq and is a predicted model, not a curated record.